Molecule: messenger RNA, 222 nt
Organism: Trametes versicolor FP-101664 SS1
Lineage: Eukaryota; Fungi; Basidiomycota; Agaricomycetes; Polyporales; Polyporaceae
Exons: 1
Biological process (GO): anatomical structure morphogenesis; cell differentiation; regulation of transcription by RNA polymerase II
Molecular function (GO): RNA polymerase II cis-regulatory region sequence-specific DNA binding; DNA-binding transcription factor activity, RNA polymerase II-specific
Source: RefSeq, a predicted model, not a curated record
AUACCACGUCCCCCAAACCACUUUAUAUUGUGGAGAGCAGCCUUCUGCAAGGAGCAGAAGAACCAUGCAACUGGUAAACUCAUCCCGCAGUCGAUCGUUUCCAAGGAAGCCGGUCUUAUAUGGGCAUCCCUGCCUGCGGCGCAGAAGAGCUUUUGGGUGAAUGAAGCGAAGAAAGCAAAGCAGGCGCAUAUGGAAAAGUAUCCCGACUAUAAGUUCUCACCU